Molecule: messenger RNA, 1009 nt
Organism: Rubroshorea leprosula
Lineage: Eukaryota; Viridiplantae; Streptophyta; Magnoliopsida; Malvales; Dipterocarpaceae
Source: the annotation of a GenBank genome assembly
AAAAUAUUUGAGUAUCUCAUUAAAAAAAGCAUUAUUAUAUUAUGUUCAUUUUGCAAGGUGACUACUUUCAAAUGUGGAGGAAUCUCCCUCGGUGUUUGCAGUCAUCAUACCUUGGCAGAUGGGUCAUCAGUAUUCCACUUCAUCAACAGCUGGUCUAAGAUGGCUCGAGGUCAUUCCCUUAGCAUUUCGCCUUUCAUUGACCGUACCAUCCUACAGUCCUUGAUGUUACCAGCUCCUACAUUCCACCAUGUUGAAUUUGAUCCUCCUCCUUCUAUGAACACCCCCAUCUCAAGUCUUAGAAGCGCAUGCUUAUUCAAGAUCACAAAAGAUCAACUUAACAACCUACAAGCCAAGUCCAAUAAGGGUGGAGACACUACAAGGCAUAGUAGUUACAGUAUCCUCGCUGCACAUGUAUGGCGUUGUGUGAGUAAAGCGCGAGGCCUCUCAGACGAUCAACCAACAAAGUUAUUUAUUCAAGUCAAUGGAAGGCCAAGAUUCCGUCCUCCCCUCCCACCAGGCUACUUUGGCAAUGUUAUCCUCUCAGCUUCAACAAUUGCUUUAGCUGGUGAUCUGCUGUCAGAACCAUUCUCAAAUACAGUGGAAAGAAUACAUAAAACACUAAAGCAGUUCGAUAAUGCAUACCUCAAAUCAGCUCUUACCUACAUGGAGAAAGUGCCUUCAAAACUAACAGCCUUACCAGGAGAAAAUACCUUCCAGUGCCCAAACCUUUACAUCAAUAGCUUGUGGAGGUUUCCCACAUAUGAUGCAGAUUUCGGGUGGGGUCGUCCUAUUUUCAUGGGAAGGGCAACAAUAGGUGAAGGAAAGUCAUAUAUACAACCAAGUCCAACAGAUGAUGGUAGCGUGACAUUGAUGAUAGGCUUAGAGGCUUCUCACAUGAAGCUCUUUCAGACGCUCUUUCAAAAGCCUAUUUGUAAGUUGUAACUAAUGAUCCCUCAUGGCUUCCUAACUAUGAGGGUGCAUUGUCUAGGAAUAAUGAUUAGUGUUAUAU